Tachysurus fulvidraco (yellow catfish) is the source of this 1898-nucleotide messenger RNA. RefSeq names its product regulator of G protein signaling 17 (gene rgs17). The record is from RefSeq and is a predicted model, not a curated record. The coding region runs from base 97 to 732 and encodes 211 amino acids. Lineage: Eukaryota; Metazoa; Chordata; Actinopteri; Siluriformes; Bagridae. The transcript is spliced from 6 exons.
AAUAUGCAGCACAAAAAAAAUAUAUCUGGCCUGUGAUUGCUGCGCUUGAGAAAUGUGAAUCACUAUGAGUGUGUUGUAAGCCUUGAAGACAAACGUAUGGAUUUGCAGCCGCAGAGUGUGAGCAGAUUUGAGAUGAGGAAACAGCAGCAGGCCCACAUUGAAGGACCCCCUCAGGCCCCUGGGCACCCGAGACCGAACACCUGCUGUCUGUGCUGGUGCGGCUGCUGCAAAUGCCUCUGGAAUGAAGAGCGUAGAGAACAUCCUGAGCGGCAAACAUGUACAAAAAUGGACAGCAUUGAAGCAACAGAAGAACAGCGUCCCACACUGGAUGAACUUGUAGCCUGGGCACGAAGCUUCGAGCUCAUGAUGCGCUCCACAGAGGGCAGAGAUAUUUUUAGGCAGUUCCUCCGGUCGGAGUACAGUGAGGAGAACCUGAUGUUCUGGAUAGCCUGUGAGGAAUUAAAGAAGGAGACCAUCCCAGCAGCUAUAGAUGAGAAAGCAAGGAUCAUUUAUGAGGAUUAUGUAUCUAUCCUGUCCCCAAAAGAGGUCAGUUUGGAUUCCCGGGUGAGGGAGGGCAUCAACCAGAGCCUGGCAGAGCCCAGCAGCCUGAUGUACGAGGAGGCACAGCUCCAGAUUUACACGCUCAUGCACAGAGACUCAUAUCCACGUUUCCUCAACUCAUCUGUUUACAAGGACCUCCUGGAACAAAAGAGAGCCUGCUUAGACACCUAAAAGGAAGGAUACGGGUGCGAGGUGGCAUCAACACUCGAAAUGAUACAGUCCAGUCCUACAGAAGGAACGACUCCACACACGUCUGUGUGUUUUGUAUGUUAUACACUUUAACAUGCUGGUUAUGAAGAAGUCUCGCUGUCUGUCUGUCUGUCUGUCUAUCUAUCUAUCUAUCUAUCUAUUUACCUAGCUAUCUAUCUAUCUGUCUGUCCGUCCAUCCAUCCCUUUUUUAUUCUGUCCUGCUUGUAAUCACAGUAGAUCCUCUUGCUCAUGUCACCUCCUCAGUUCAGAGGCUUUUUUUUUUUUUUUGGUUUGUUUUAAACUUUGUACUGCAAGUGGCACCCCAUGUCAAGGACGCAGUGAAAUGGAAAACGCACAGAAUUUAAAAUGAGAGGAAACUCAGACAUUAGGCAUCUGACGUAUAAGGAAAACAGAAUAAAGUUUACUAAACUGUAUGUUUCCUUUUCCCUGGGCGGUGGUGUUAUGUAUUGUACCUUUACAAUGUCUUGGAAAUGUGAAUGUCGUGUAGUUUUAAUAAGAAUUUGUAAAAAGAUUUACUGAACACUACUGAAUCGUAAUUUUAUGGUUUAACUGUAUGUUAUAACCAUCUUUGUAGGUAAAAGAUGGAUAAUAAACUUCCAAAAGAUAACAGUAUCACCACCAUGACCAGGAAGCAUAGUUUAGUGAAUCUCCCUGAUUAAAAAUACAGCCAUCGAUGAUAUAUUAAAGAAAAUGAUCGUACUAAACCCAAUGAAUAGUAUCUAUAAUAGCAUGAUGGUCACAGUAAUGCUAGUCUUUGUACACUCAGCUUACAGCUAGAGGGUCAAUAUCGUUUAUUAGAAAAGAAAAGAAAAACAAACCAAUAACGCCAUGCGGCCAUGAGAAAAAAUACUGUGUUGCACCCAAGAGCCACAUCCUUACACCAGCCAGUUUAACGGCUUGCGAACCACCAAAGACACUAAAAUUUUACGAGACACACUCACAUACACAUGCACUAAAAACAUUAAGCUUACUGUACAAGCAAACAAAGCUUUAUUUAUUACUCUAUUUAUCACACUAUAUCAGAAUUCAGAUAUCAAGACCAGGCUUGUACACCGUCAUUGUCACUGUAUAGCAGUUCGUUUUCUGAUGUUUCUUAAUGCCAUGUAUUAAAAAGAUAUAUUACUCAA